ACAGUUUGUCUAUUUUGAUCGGCCGCUGUGGCUAUUCCAUCCAUAUAACAUGUGAAGAUUUUCCCCGAUAAAUAGCGCAUUCGAUAAGAAGUUACAUCAUCCCAUUAAUGAAGGUAAACUUACUGUUUAAUGUUCUAAGUUUUAAUAAUUUCUUUCUAGUGAUUUAGUUAAUUCUCAUAAAUAAAAUAUAUCCUAAAUAAUAAAACUGUAACGUGCCAAAGAAAUUUAACAUACUAACCCAUUUUUAACAUUUUAAAAAUCAAUUCUUUUAUUGCCGAUUAAAUUUACUAUUGUCUGGUGUAAUAUUAAGCUAUUACUAUACAUUAAAAUGGAUAUGAAACAAUACGAUCUUCACAACUAAAGGAUACCUAUAAGCAAUACUAUUGUUGAAAAUAUUGUUAAGUAUUUGCCACUAGAACGUCAUUAGAAAAAAACCUUCUAUUUAUUGUCCGUUUGCGCUGACCUAACAGUUAAUAUAUAAUAUAUUUUUUUCAAAAGCUUGCUAACUAUUUGUUUCAACUUAAAAAAACAUUUACAGUUUUUGCUAAGUUAAAAUAAUGAUAAUAGAAAAGUUAAAACACUUGCCUUUGUUGUGAAUUUUUGUGGAUAACUGUUAACUUCAAGAUUCUGUACGUAAUUGAGUGACAAAACACAGUCGUCCUUUAUUUGGAGGUGCCUGGUGAGAGUUAGAGCUAAAGAUUCUCUUUUUUCUGUUUAUUUACUUCGACAGAGUCAUGUCAUCUACUCAUCUAGUUUCUAGCCGUCUAUUCUUUACAGCGCAUGCGCCUAAUAAUCUGAUUUUGUUCAAAUUAAACGACACUCUAAGGUUAAAUUAAAUACCCUGGCGGAUUACUACCAGCCAAUAUUUAUUUCUUUCUUUAUUUUUAAAGAAAUAAACACUUUUCAAACUUUUAAGAAGUAUUUAGUAGUUUAAAUAUUGUACACUAUGAGGAAUAUUGAAGAAUUUUGAUUAUGUUCUUUUGUUCUUUUUUUUUAACAUUAAUUUAAUCGGUCAUCUAUAACAAAACCUUAAAAAAAUUAAAUUAUAACCAACUGAAGCUUAUCAAUAGAAAAAAAAAUAAAAAGAGAACUCCUUUUCGAAAUGUAGAGUUGAGAAAAACUUAUGCUUUUUCACAUAUAUGAUAACUUGUCCUUCUUUAAAAACCUAAAAGCCUCACUGGAGCAAAAUUUGUUAUUAUCGAGAGAUUAAUAAGAAAAGAAAAUUAAAAAAAAAAUUAAAAAAAAAAGACCUUCCAAAAAAAUGAGUCAUAAGAGUCUUCACCGUUCGCUCAAAUAUCUUUUGAAUUUUCAAUCCUUCAACAAUGGAAAUUAUAUGCUACCUUUAAAAAAUGCUCGAAACGCUAGUACGAUGCAUUUUAUAAAAAAUGAGCUAUUAAAUAUAACUGGAAGAAAUCAGCAGAGGGAUGAUCUUAGAAUGUUUCUUAAAGAGAUUGGAACCGAUCCAAAAGAAGCUAGGUUUUGGAUGAAACAAUUUACAGCCGCAGUCGACCCUUUCAAACCAUUUGCUAUUGUUCAAAUCGACAACCAUGUAUUUACUAACAGAGAAUCAGUUAAGAAAUUGGGAUCAUAUUUAUCUUUCCUGCAAAGAAAUGGUAUGAAAGUGAUGAUUGUUCACGGAUCUAAUGGUUUUCCUCACGCUAAACCAACAAAUCUUCAGACUUAUCGUAGAGAAAUUACAAAUAAUACAAUGCUACUCGUUAGCAUUUUAGAGUCUUUUGGAGCUGAAGCUAGACCAAUAUUUGGUGGCCAUAAUGUUUUGCAAGCCGAUAGAAUAAAUUGUAAUAAUUUCUACGGAAGAGUAACUGAAAUUAAUAGAGACGUUAUAAAAUGGGCUUUACAAUCUGGACAUAUUCCAGUUAUUGAGGCAAUUGGUGAAACAGCUGAUGGCCAAUUAUUAAAUAUUGAUUUAUGGGAGACUGUUGUAAAACUUUCAACUAUAUUUGUUCCUCAAAAAGUUAUUAACGUGAAUAAAGUUGGAGGAAUUUUUGACGAAAAUGGCAGAAUUAUUCCGAAUAUUAAUUUUCCAAAUGAUUUGGAAAGUUCAUUUAGUAAAUCAUGGUGUACUCCAGAAUUAAAGGAUAAAAUUAGUAAUAUAUCCGAAUUAUUACAACUACUACCAAAUGAGUGUUCAGUUGUUAUUACUUCUCCAACAAAUAUUUUGACUGAACUUUUUACGCAUAACGGGGCUGGAACAAUGCUAAGAUCUUCCGAUAAGGUUUUAAAACUGGAUAGCUUAAAGGCCAUUGAUGACGGUAAAUUAACGACCCUACUCAAUAAAUCAUUUAAGAAGAAUCUUAAGAAAUCUUAUUUAACUUCUAUUGAAGAAAGACCACAUACAAUUUAUUUAUCUACUAGUUAUUCAGCAGCAGCAAUUAUAACAAUUGAUAAGGAAGUUCCAAUUCCGUAUUUAUGUAAAUUUGCAAUUAGUGAGACGAAACAAGGUGAAGGAGUUAGUGAUCUGCUUUGGAAAAUGAUUAAACAAGACCAUUCUAAGUUAUUUUGGAGAUCUCGAUGGGAUAAUAGGAUAAAUCCUUGGUAUUUUAAACGAUGCGAAGGUUCGUGGAGUAAUGGAAAAUGGACAGUUUUUUGGUAUGGUAUAAAUAAUCAUCAAGAAAGUAGUGCUCUAAUUGAACACGCACUUAGCUUACCAGAUUGUUUUAAUGUUGAAACAUUACACUCUUCGGUAUAGAAAUUUAUAAGAUUUUUAACAGAAAAAGAUAUUGAAAUUAGAUAACUAUUAUUUUGUUAUCUCGAUAUUACCAUAUUAUUCGUACUCUUUAAUCGUUCUUGUAUUAUUAUCAAUAAUUAUGUGUCUUUUUAACAAAACAAAAACCUCUUACUAACGAACAAUGUCAUUUCUGAA
Dimorphilus gyrociliatus is the source of this 2884-nucleotide messenger RNA. The record is from the annotation of a GenBank genome assembly. NCBI's taxonomy places the organism in Eukaryota, Metazoa, Annelida, Polychaeta, Dinophilidae.